This is a messenger RNA of Pelobates cultripes (western spadefoot toad), 606 nucleotides long. The record is from the annotation of a GenBank genome assembly. NCBI's taxonomy places the organism in Eukaryota, Metazoa, Chordata, Amphibia, Anura, Pelobatidae.
AUGCCCGAACAAGAUGGGGAAAAUCUCUAUACCAUCCUGACUACCUUAUUUACCCUAAUACUCAACCAUAAACCAGACGCCCCAGUGAUCCUGGAUACGGCACAUCGUUCUCUGAGACGCAAAUCGGCCACAGGCGAUACACCAAGAGAUAUUAUAUGCCGUGUUCAUUAUUAUGCUCUAAAGGAAGAUGUACUGAAACACCUCAGAGAUACCUCAGCCCCCAUGCGGUUUCAGGGACAUGAGAUACAGAUAUACCAGGAUCUCUCCUGGCACACCCUGCAAGCAAGGAGGGCCCUUCGGCCCAUAACAGACCAGCUCCGCAUGCGCAAUCUGAGAUACAGAUGGGGCUAUCCUUUUGCCCUCAUCGUCAACACCCGCGGAACCACGUUCACGAUCUCCACGCAUCAAGACAUCACCCCCUUCACUAAAGCACUGAAUCUAACAGAAACGAACAUCUUGGAUUGGUACGCACUGGAUCCAGCACUCACCGCACCAUCAGCGCAGCAAAGACCACGAUGGAGAUCCCCGGCAAAGAGGCAGAGGUUGGCCCACGCUGGACAUAUACCGCAGGGGGCAGGAGGACAGAACAACACCAUAGAACACUAG